Messenger RNA from Dentiscutata erythropus, 2286 nucleotides. NCBI's taxonomy places the organism in Eukaryota, Fungi, Glomeromycota, Glomeromycetes, Diversisporales, Gigasporaceae. The record is from the annotation of a GenBank genome assembly.
AUGGCGACCAGUUCAAAAAGCAAUGAAAAAAAACCUGUAGUGCAGAGUGAAUUGAAUAGGCUUUCGAAGGAGAAGAGUCCCUAUUUACUGCAACAUGCAAAUAAUCCUGUUGAUUGGUAUCCAUGGUGUGAAGAAGCUUUUGAAAAAGCUCGAAACGAAAAUAAAUUAAUUUUUUUAAGUGCUCAUGAGUCAUUCGAAAAUGAGGCUGUUGCAAAAAUUAUGAAUGAGCAUUUUGUGAAUGUAAAAGAAACUCAACCUGAUGUGGAUCGUAUGUACAUGCUCUUUGUACAAUCUUUUUCUGGAAGUGGUGGAUGGCCAAUGUCGGUCUUUUUGACUCCUGAAUUAUAUCGUAAGACUGGUUUUGCUACCUUGCUUAAACGAAUGUCAGAGUUAUGGAAAGAACAACCUGACGAAAUGAGAAAAGCCGGUACGAAUGCAAUUGAACAGCUUCGUGAAUUUAUAACGUCUAGAGGAGAAAGCGCGAAAUCCAUAAAAUUAGACAUGAAAACUGCACUAAAAUUAUAUAAUCAUUUUGAUAAAAUGUUUGACGAUGAACAAGGCGGAUUUGAUGGCAAAAGUGAACCCAAGUUUCCGACCCCAGUUCAAUUGCACUUUCUACUUCGUUACUAUUAUUAUAUACUUGUGGACCUUGAAAGGGCAUACGAAAGGUUGGCUAUAAUGUCAAUCAAUGAAAUUCGUAAUCGCGGUGCAUCUUUGGGUAUCGAUUUUAAAGACUGUGAAAAUGAAGCACAAUUUUUAAACAAACUAAAAGAAGUUGUGACAAGUCGUAAGCAAGUUGCAGAAAAGAGUUUGGAAAUGGUUAAUUUCACUUUGAAGAAAAUUGCUAUGGGUGGAAUUCAUGAUCAUGUUGGGAAUGGAUUUCAUCGUUAUUCAACUGAUCGAUAUUGGCAUGUUCCCCAUUUUGAAAAAAUGCUUUAUGAUCAAGCACAAUUGCUAAUGAGCUUUGUUGAAGCUUAUGCGAUAACAAAGGAUCAAUAUUUUGCUGAGGUGGCGCGUGAUAUAGUAACGUAUGUUGAAAGAGAUCUGAGAGAUCCUGAAGGUGGUUUUUAUUCAGCUGAAGACGCUGAUUCCUAUCCCCAUGAAGGCGCAAAGCACAAACUUGGUGAGGUUUUGUUUCGUUCUUUUCAGGGUGCUUUUUGUGUAUGGGAAAUGUCUGAAAUCAAAGAAAUAUUAGGGGAUAAGAAUUCAGAGAUUUUCUGUUGGCAUUACGGCGUGAAACCGGAUGGAAAUGUUGAUCCCAAUAAGGAUAUCCAGGGAGAGUUGAAGCGUAAGAAUGUCUUGAUUCAACGCCAUACGUUAGAAGAAACAGCAGGACAUUUCAAUAUUACAUCAGAUCAACUGAAAGAAACUCUUUCAGAAUCUAUGAAGGAGCUUGCAAAAUAUCGGGUUGAAAAAAGGCCUAAACCACAUCGUGACGAUAAAAUUUUGGCAGCAUGGAAUGGAUUGAUGAUUACUGGCCUUGCAAGGGCUUACGACUCGCUACGUGAUAAAAAAUUUUUGGACCUUGCAGAAGGUGCAGCAAAAUUUUUGAAAGAAAAAAUGUAUAUUCUUGAGAAGAAAGUUUUAUUAAGAAGCUUUAGAGAAGGUCCUGGUGAUGUUGAAGGAUUUGUUGAUGAUUACAGUUACUUAAUCGAAGGAUUGCUACACCUUUAUCAAUCCUCUUUUAAUGAAUCAUAUCUUUCAUGGGCCAUUGAUUUGCAAGAUCGACAAAAUCAAUUAUUUUAUGAUGAACAAUCUGGAGGGUAUUAUAAUGUUAAAGAAGGCACCAAAGACAUAUUAUUGAGACUGAAGGAUGAUCACGAUGGCGCAGAGCCUUCAGCAAAUUCUGUUUCGGUUAGCAACCUAAUUUUGCUUGGUAACAUUGCUAACAACCUUGAUUAUAGCACUAAAGCUGAACAGACAUUGAAAUAUUUUGCGGGGAGAUUAAACACAGUUCCAUAUUCAAUGUCUGCAAUGGUUGCCAGUUUGAUGUUACAUAUAAAAGGCGUUAAACAGAUAAUGGUUGUUGGGCGUGAACAAAAUCCAAUUGUUCAACAAUUUAUUGAAGUCAUUCAGGAUCGAUUUAUUCCUAAUAAAACUUUGCUUGUAGCAAAACCCGAGAAUGAACUCCUCCUAGAAAAAAAUGAAAUGGUAAAUGCUAUAGUACAAGGCGAGUUUGCGAAAGAAACCGAUGAUAAUGUUCCAUCGGUGCACAUAUGUGAGAAUUUCACUUGCGGUAUGCCAAUUAGCAACGUUGAAGAGUUGGUGGAUAAAUUGAAAUAUUGA